Molecule: messenger RNA, 687 nt
Organism: Ylistrum balloti
Lineage: Eukaryota; Metazoa; Mollusca; Bivalvia; Pectinida; Pectinidae
Product: peptide methionine sulfoxide reductase MsrA 1-like
Exons: 5
Coding region: 1-687 (228 amino acids)
Biological process (GO): cellular response to oxidative stress
Cellular component (GO): cytoplasm
Molecular function (GO): peptide-methionine (S)-S-oxide reductase activity
Source: RefSeq, a predicted model, not a curated record
AUGGACGGUAGACUACCAGAUGAUCAUACUGCCAGUAAAAUGGUGAUGCCGGAGCCAGAGGAAACAAUAACAGGACGAAGUACAGGAAUGGUCGUCUCCCCUACCCAUGCCGUCAAUAAAAACCCCACAGAACCUCCGUUUCCAAUGGACAUGAGAUUAGCCAUGUUUGGUAUGGGAUGUUUUUGGGGUGCCGAGAGAAAAUUUUGGACACAUGCUGGCGUGUACUCAACACAGGUAGGGUACGCUAAUGGUUACACUCCAAAUCCGACGUAUGAGGAAGUAUGUACCGGUGGAACAGGACACAGCGAGGUGGUCCGGGUGGUAUAUAACCCAAACCAGACGAGUUACACCGACCUACUACAGGUUUUUUGGGAGGGACAUGACCCCACCCAGGGGAUGCGCCAGGGUAGGAGCCUUGGGACACAAUACCGUUCCGGGGUUUACUAUUACGACAACGAACAGAAGCAAGAGGCCAUAGCAACCAAAGAGGCUUAUGGGAAUAAACUGGAGAAAAAUGGCUAUGGUAAAAUAACUACAGAAAUUCGUCCCGUUUCCAACUUUUACUAUGCUGAGGACUACCACCAACAGUAUUUACAUAAAAACCCCAACGGAUUCUGUGGGGUAGGCGGGACAGGUGUGUCGUGUCCAAGAGGCAUUGGGGGCUACCAAAUGAAGACAGAAUUAUAA